AUGGAUACAAUUACAAUCUAAAAUCUUAAAUGCAAUAAGCAUCCAAAUAAAAAUCUUCAAUUUAUUUAAGUAAAUGAUAUCCUAACACAAUCUAUUUCCACUAAACCUCUCUUUUACUGCUCUUCCUGUUUUAAUCAUGAUCUUCACUUUUAAUCUAUCAACUAUCUAAUGAUCGAUCAGAUUUUUUAAGAAGCAGAAACUAACAUCAUCCCAAAAUGGCCGCCAGUUAACAACUAUCAAAUCAUCUCAGAUCUUAUUGAUCUUACAUCAAAUUAGUCUUCACUUGACUAUGUCUAGCAAAUUACAGACUUCUUUGAUCAAUUCAAAGAAGAGUUUUUAAAUAAAAUAGAUAUCAUUCAAAAAAAGAUGAUCAAUGAAGCCCUGAAAUAUCCUAUUGAUACAUAGCAAAUCAUCAAAAGAUAUUAAGAUAUUUCAAACAUUCUUUAGUUUAAGUAGCUUCUUAAUAACUAAUAACCAAAUAACCUCCAAGAUCAUUCAAUUCUCUGUAAAGAAUUCAUCUCGCAAAUGGAAUCUCAAAAAGAUAAAAACACUGAAUUGUUGUAAAGUCUACUUACCUAAGCAAAUUAAUUGCAAAAGAAUUUCAACAUGGAAUAUCCUCACAUGAUUAAAUAAUAAUUAUUUACUUUUAUUGACCACAUUUCUUUCUUCAAUUUAGAAAUUCCUGAAGUUAAUAGUAUAAAUCAUAAUAGCACAAGAAGUCAUUAGUAAACUAACAUUACAAAUCAAAAUAAUCAAAUUGGAGAUUUCAAACUAGGAUCUGACUUAAUUAUGAAGCUUGUUUCUAAUGAAUCAAACUUUUGCUCUGACUAAUUCUUAAACAAGCUAAAUGAUAUUCUUUAAAGCAUAAACCCUCUACUUAAAUAGUUUAGUUUUAAAACAGCAGUUUUCAAGGAGAACAAAGAAUAAAUUGACUUUUCCAAGAUUAGCGAGGAAAAAAUAAAUUUUAUAGAAGAAUAUGUUAAGCAUUCAGUAGCUUUGUCAAGAGGGGAAUAAUAAUUUGAAUAGGAAGCAAAGGAUAGUUUAGAAAUCAAAUAAAUGAUUUAAAUUGUAGAAUCUAAAAUGAGUUUCUUGAAGUAAGAUUUCAUUUAAUAGUUUGAAAAGUUCUUAGUUGAUGUAAAACCUUUCUUAAAAUAGAUUAAUUUCACUAAUAGUUUUACUGACAAAUAAAAAUUUGAUUUCUUCAGAAAUAUAAAUUUGAAAGAUAGCAAAUUGUAUACUUUAUUUGAGGAAAAUUUACCUAAUUUAGAUCUAAAAUUGUUUGCAACUGAGUAUAAUAACGGGUAGAGAGAUUGUGUGGUAAACAAAAAAGAAAAUGGUUAUUAUGAAAUUGAAAAAUUAAAUAAUAUUGGUUGGGUGAAUUGUAUAUCUAGUAUAAAUUUAUAAAAAGAUUUGAAGUAUAUUUUUAGGAUAAAAGUUGAAAGUCUAAAUGAAGGUAAGUGUUUUAUUAUAGGCCUAAUGAAAAAUUCAGAUACUGGUAUUACAGAUGGAAGUACAAAUGAAUUAAUUUGUUAGUUACAGAAAAAUAAUCAAUCUGUAAUUAAAGUUGGAAGUUGGGGUAUUGAUAAAUAAUUAAAGGGAGCAGGAUUUAAGACAAGUGUAGAGAAUAUGAUAGAACUAAGAUUGUAUUUGAAAGAGUAGAUUUUAGAAAUGCUAGAUUAUCCUAAUUAUGAGUAUAAACUAGGAUUAGAUGAUAAAUAUAAAGUGAAGCUUACAUAAUUUGAUGAUCUAAGAUUUUAUAUUGGCAUCUGCAAUUAAGAAACCAAAAUAAUAUUAAUGGAUGUAAAAAUAGUGAAUGAGUUUAUAUAUUGA
Tetrahymena thermophila SB210 is the source of this 1830-nucleotide messenger RNA. RefSeq names its product zinc carboxypeptidase family protein. The transcript has a single exon. The record is from RefSeq and is a predicted model, not a curated record. NCBI's taxonomy places the organism in Eukaryota, Ciliophora, Oligohymenophorea, Hymenostomatida, Tetrahymenidae.